Molecule: messenger RNA, 590 nt
Organism: Octodon degus (degu)
Lineage: Eukaryota; Metazoa; Chordata; Mammalia; Rodentia; Octodontidae
Gene: Svbp
Product: small vasohibin binding protein
Exons: 3
Coding region: 155-355 (66 amino acids)
Biological process (GO): negative regulation of protein ubiquitination; protein secretion
Cellular component (GO): apical part of cell
Source: RefSeq, a predicted model, not a curated record
CCCGCCUUCCCGUCGGCGGCCCGCAAGUGCGGGAGUGGCGGGCUCGGCGCUCCGGGUCGCGUGGAAGCGGAGAGCCCAGGUCCCCCGCGUGGGGCCGGCGCGCCCACAAGCCCGAGGCCCGGUCAGAGCUAAGGACAUACCCAGAAGCCAAGCCAUGGAUCUACCUGCACGUAAAGAAAAAUCCAAAGUUAAAGAACCUGUUAGCAGGGUGGAGAAGGCUAAGCAGAAAUCAGCCCAGCAAGAGCUGAAACAAAGACAGAGAGCAGAGAUCUAUGCCCUCAACAGAGUCAUGACAGAACUGGAGCAGCAGCAGUUUGAUGAAUUCUGUAAACAGAUGCAGCCUCCUGGAGAGUGAGCCAGCCAGGUCCAGCUGCCAGGACUGUCCGGGCCUCAUCUGCACGCUUGUUACCAGCUUAAGCUCAGAUGGCCCAUGUGGAGCCUUACUGAAGUAGAUAAGACAUUUGUGGAUAAACCUGAACUUACUAUUGUGACUUCCGCUUCAUGGUUCUUCCACUCUGAAUUGUCCCAGUGUUUACUGAAGAGACAUCUCUUCGACGAAGAUAAUAGGCCUUUUUUUUUUUUUUUUUUUU